This is a messenger RNA of Kalmanozyma brasiliensis GHG001, 1368 nucleotides long. Its product is annotated as protein of unknown function DUF3533. Gene Ontology annotation, cellular component: membrane. The record is from RefSeq and is a predicted model, not a curated record. The transcript has a single exon. The coding region runs from base 1 to 1368 and encodes 455 amino acids. Lineage: Eukaryota; Fungi; Basidiomycota; Ustilaginomycetes; Ustilaginales.
AUGAACACAAAGGAGAAUGCCUCGGACGAGUCGUCCACCGCGGCGACACCCGCGCGACAGCCACCACAGCUCGGCCAAGAGACGUUCUGGUCACCAAGGCUUCGAGCGCAGCGCGGCGAGUACCUCAAAGCAGUCGGCGGCGCUACUGUCUUUGUCAUGAUCGCCAUCUGGGCGGUAGUCUCCAUCUACUGGGGCUCGGUCUGGAAAGAGAUCGAUCUCUCGCCCAAUCUCAAUGCGUGGGUCAUCAAUCGCGAUAACGGUGCGGUCGGUUCGGCCGUUCAGGAGGCCUUGCUGGCUGCCAACACGGGCGCAAAGCCACACAGCACCUGGACCGUCAUCGACCCUGCACGCUACCCCAAUCAGGAUCAGAUCGACUACGAGAUCACCAACGCCCAGUCUGUAUGGCUGGUCGUCACUGUGGCCGAAGGUGCCACAGCCAAGCUCGAACAGGCGCGCGCCAACGGCGAUGCUUCGUAUGACCCCACCUCGCUCGUCUCGCUGAGCUACGCAACGGCUCGCAACUUCCAGGUGGUGCCCUCCAUGGUGCUUUCCCCGGCCAUGAAGACGCUCCAACAGGCAAUGACACAGCUCGGCUCGCAAUUCGCCGCCGAGUAUCUUUCCGGCGCUGCGGGCAACCAGACGGCCAUCAACAACCUUGCCCGAGCACCUCAGACGCUUGUCUCGCCUGUCAUCCUCAACCAACGCGACCUGCGUCCCUACGAUGUACCGGUUGCCAUCGCCGUGCUCGUCGUUGGUCUCAUCUACCUCUGCAUCUUGGCCUUCAUCACCACCAUGGCCGGCUUCGGCGCGAGGCAGCCUCUGCAGCCAUUCCUGCGCUUCCGCUCGCUGGUCGCUAUGCGCAUCACCGUCCCGCUCGUAGCCUACUUCUUCACCUCGCUCAUGAUCUCGCUCCUCAACAUCGCCUUCGAAGUGCCCUUUGGUAGGACCUUCAGCUACGGCGCUGGAUUCAUGAUCUGGUGGGCGACUACCUUUGUCGGCAUGUGCGUUCUGGGCUUUGUCACCGAGUGUGCCAUCUCGCUCGUCGGUCCCAAGUUCAUCGGUCUCUCGCUCGUCUUUUGGAUCAUCAUCAACGUCUCGGUGGCCAAUCUGCCUAUCGAGCUGUCUCCCUCAUUCUACAGAUACGGAUACGCCAUGCCCUUCUACAACAUUCGCAUGAUCUACGUCAAGAUCAUCUUUGACGUCGGUCAGCGCAUCGAGAUUCUCAAGCACUUUGGCAUUCUCUGGGCUUGGCUGGUGGUUGUCUUGUUGACCUUGCCACUUUGGAUGCACCUCGAACGAAAGCCGGUCAUGAAGGCACGUCAGGCAGCGCAGCAGAAGCAGAACGGACAGCCACCAGCUUCGUCGUAA